Molecule: messenger RNA, 1131 nt
Organism: Peronospora matthiolae
Lineage: Eukaryota; Oomycota; Peronosporomycetes; Peronosporales; Peronosporaceae
Source: the annotation of a GenBank genome assembly
AUGAUCGGCAACACACUCAUUAUGACGCUCAAAGUGCUGGCGUGGCUCAAGACGGGCUCGAAUGCCAUGCUCUCGGAAGCAAUUCACUCGCUCGUGGACACGGACACUAGCAACCAGGCGAUUCUGAUCUUGGGCUUGAAGCAAGCAUCGGGUGUGCCGCAUAAAAAGCACCAAUAUGGAUACACACGUGCUGCGUACUUUGGAUUGUUCAUCUCUGCGCUUGGCUUAUGCUGGUUAGGUUCUGGGGUGACGGUUGUCCACGGGAUCCAGUCGCUCUUGGAUCCUCCGAAAGAGCUUUUUCUUUCGUGGGAAGUGUGGGGUGUGCUAGCAGCUUCUUUUGGCAUUGACGGAUGGGUGCUGAAGCGGUCAGUACAGGAACUGAGGGCUUCUCAGCCCCAAGACAUGUCGUUUUACAAGCAUGUGACGCGGACAAAGGAUCCGUUUCUGAUGGCUGUGCUGCUGGAAGACAUGUCAGCAUGUUCCGCUAGUGUAUCGAUGGGCGUGCUUCUUGGCGGUGCUGCAAUAUCGCUCAUUCGAAUGAAUCAGAAGUAUUUAUUGGGCCAGUCAGUGGAGCCGGAAAUUGAAAAAGGUAUCCGCGAGUUGCUGUUGGCGCGUCCGUCUAUUGAUAACGUGUAUGCUGUCCAGUCACAAUGGGUUGGACCAUCGACAUUUAGCUAUAAGGCUGAAGUGGACUUUGAUGGAACGUACUUGGCUGCGAAACUGCUGCGAAUGUACAAGCCGGAUGUGACUCGUCUUGUCGAGAAAGAGGUGCAAGAAGUAGAAGAGGUUAUUCGCGGCAUUUACCCCGAGGCCGCCUUCAUCGAGUGGGAGCCUGAUGGCAAAGAGUCGGAGAUGCGUGCCGUGUUGAGUGUGCAGACAAAGUCUUUCCGUACGAGCGAGCGUGAAGCCAUGACGCGAGCGCUGGCACUGCUUGCACGGACAUUAGAGCGGAAGACAACAGGCGCUGAUCGUCCAGGUACUACCGGCACGAGUGAAUACAUGUUCAGUGGUGGUACGUGUGACAGUGUGGAUUUGCUUGUGUUCAAUCGGCGUUGGAAACUACGGAUAAAAUGUACUUCAACAACCGAUCAGAUUCGAGAGCGCGUCCUGUGUCAAUAUCGAGAAACGUAG